GUCACAUCUCAACGAACGAAAUACAAAAUCAAUUGUGUACAUAAAAUGAAAACUAAAAAAACGGUGUAUUCUUUCAUGUUUCCGAAGUGAUAUUCCCAAAAAUGGGUGAAAAAUUCAGACAACAAUGUUGUUUAACGCUCCAAAAGCCGAAAACCGUUUGGUAAAAAGGGAUUUAUUAAAUUCUCUAUUGUUGGCAACGAGAGUGAUUGAAAAUAUAGCAAGAGAUAUGUCCAGCUCAAAUAGUUGUCAAUGGCAAAGGACUAUACUUGGACACACGCUUACAAUGUCUCGAGGAUCAUGUUUGGAAGCCUGUGACAGCGGUACCAAGAAUGCUAUAACGGCGUUUAGAUCUUGGCUUCAAGCUCAUGAAGAAGCUCAGGUAAUGAUUGCCAGUAUCUUGGUGGUUGUCGGUUUGUGGUGGCUCGUCCGGACUGUGCUGGCGCUUUUGAUUAACCUCAUCUGUCCCGUUUUCGUUGUGAUACUCGCUGUGAUUUGUAUUCCUCAACUUCGUACUCCCUUACUAGGUCAAAACUACCCCCUUCUUGCGAACACUUUGAGGGAAAUACUAUUGAAGAUGGCUGAUAAUCUAAAAUCGUAGAAAACCGUGUACUGUACUUUGUUAAAAUUAUACGGACUCGCACCGCACAUGAAGGCACCGAUUAUCAGCAGAUACGACGCAUCGCCAUGGACUUGAAUUCGCGAACAGUACUUUUUCC
This is a messenger RNA of Nymphalis io (European peacock), 716 nucleotides long. RefSeq lists its product as uncharacterized. The coding region runs from base 125 to 598 and encodes 157 amino acids. Lineage: Eukaryota; Metazoa; Arthropoda; Insecta; Lepidoptera; Nymphalidae. The record is from RefSeq and is a predicted model, not a curated record. The transcript is spliced from 6 exons.